Molecule: messenger RNA, 495 nt
Organism: Truncatella angustata
Lineage: Eukaryota; Fungi; Ascomycota; Sordariomycetes; Amphisphaeriales; Sporocadaceae
Exons: 1
Coding region: 128-364 (78 amino acids)
Source: RefSeq, a predicted model, not a curated record
GUGGUUGGUUCACUCAUACGGAUCCGUGCAUGCCCUGUGAUAAUAGACCAGUGACCAGCCACGGCGCUGGGCCUUGGGGGUCAGUGCGUCAUCUCUCUAACGUGAGGUUAGUGAGGAUGGCUUUUCCAUGACAAGGAUUUUUAGAAUCCCAUCAACUUGUUGGAUAAUAAGUUACCUACUGCUCGUGCAUUCUUUGCAGGCUCUGGCCCAUGCAGUCAGCCACAAUCAGAGACACGCUGGAUUUGCUGCUGUACGACGUGUACACCACGCUACGUGCUACGUGCUACGUGCUACACGCGGGACCCGCGACCCGGGAUACAGCAUGGACGGCCGGUACCUUACUUACAGUAGUCUCCCACUGUAAGUAAAUGUGUAUGUAACAAUGAUCUAACCUUAAGGUUAGUUCAGCGGGAACGUGGCCCGCAGCCGACCCAGAUUUUAGUAGUAGACUACAAUACGUACACCAUCCCGCCCUAUUUGGUCAAUCCGAGUGAG